GCGGGAGCGAGGCUCACUUCCGCCCGCGAGUAAAUGGCAGCGGCGCGGGCGGCCGGGCCGGGGCGCUGAGGGAUCCACGGACGCGCGGGCGGGCGGCCAGGAGCCAUGGAGCGCCGCCCCGGGGCCGGGGGGCGCGGGCCGCUGCGGGUCUCCCUCUGCAUGACCUGGAGAUGGAAGGCCACGAGGCUCCCGAGGGCUCGGCUUGGACCGCGGUGGGGCUGGGCCGCAGCCUCCUAAGGGGACUUUCAUCUGGGGCGGUGGCUGGGGCCCUCCCUGCCCCCUGCCCGAGUCGCCGAGCACCCCCACCCCUCCCCUGCCGAGCGAGGCCCACCCCAGGGCCUGGAGCCCGCCAUGAACGGCCUGUCGGUGACGGAGCUGUGCUGCCUCUUCUGCUGCCCUCCCUGCCCUGGCCGCAUUGCCGCCAAGCUCGCCUUCUUGCCACCAGAGGCCACCUACUCGCUAGUGCCUGAGCCCGAGUCGGGGCCUGGUGGGACCGGGGUUGCCCCCUCGGGGACCCUGCGGGCUUUUGCUGGCACCCCUGGGCGCUGGAAGCUCCACCUGAUGGAGCGCGCGGACUUCCAGUACAGCCAGCGUGAGCUGGACACUGUCGAGGUCUUCCUGACCAAGAGUGGCCGGGGCAACCGCAUCGCCUGCAUGUAUGUGCGCUGUGUGCCCAGUGCCAGGUACACAGUUCUCUUCUCGCACGGCAACGCAGUGGACCUGGGCCAGAUGAGCAGCUUCUACAUUGGCCUGGGUACACGCAUCAGCUGCAACAUCUUUUCCUACGACUACUCGGGCUAUGGUGUGAGCUCCGGCAAGCCGUCCGAGAAGAACCUAUAUGCCGACAUCGACACCGCCUGGCAGGCCCUGCGCACCCGGUACGGCAUCAGCCCAGACAGCAUCGUCCUGUACGGGCAGAGCAUUGGCACAGUGCCCACCGUGGACCUGGCCUCGCGCUACGAGUGCGCCGCCGUGGUGCUGCACUCCCCGCUGACCUCGGGCAUGCGUGUCGCUUUCCCUGACACCAAGAAGACCUACUGCUUCGAUGCAUUCCCCAACAUCGAGAAGGUGUCCAAGAUCACAUCACCGGUGCUCUUCAUCCACGGCACAGAGGAUGAGGUGAUUGACUUCUCGCACGGGCUGGCGCUCUAUGAGCGCUGCCCCAAGGCCGUGGAGCCACUGUGGGUAGAGGGUGCGGGGCACAACGACAUCGAGCUCUACAGCCAGUACCUGGAGCGCCUCCGCCGCUUCAUCUCCCAGGAGCUGCCCAGCCAGCGCCCCUAGCCUAGAGGCCCAUGCCCAGAAUCCGAGCCGCGCCGGGACCUCAGCAAUAAGGUGGCUGCCUGGACCUCACCCUGCUGCGGCCCCGACUCCGGGGGCUGCAUGUGGACCCCCCGGGUGCCCCAGGUCUCGUGGCAGCCGUCGAGCAGGGGCUAGGACCUGCCCUGGCCCAGAGGCCGUGGACGAUGGGCAGGCAACAGAGCUACAUUCUUAUUUCCUUUUGGAAGCAAAAAGAGGGUAAACGUGAAAAAAAAAAUUAAAGAUUUAAAAUUUUA
Molecule: messenger RNA, 1556 nt
Organism: Manis pentadactyla (Chinese pangolin)
Lineage: Eukaryota; Metazoa; Chordata; Mammalia; Pholidota; Manidae
Gene: ABHD17A
Product: abhydrolase domain containing 17A, depalmitoylase
Exons: 5
Coding region: 352-1284 (310 amino acids)
Biological process (GO): protein depalmitoylation
Cellular component (GO): plasma membrane; endosome membrane
Molecular function (GO): palmitoyl-(protein) hydrolase activity
Source: RefSeq, a predicted model, not a curated record